CUGCACGCUCAUCGCUCGCUGCUCAUCCUCCCUGGCUGCCCGCACCAACCCAACCCAACCCAACCCAGCGCACCGAACCCCAGCCCAUCCGAUCUCUCCGCACCCCCCCAUCUCACCGUCCGCCCCCAGCGAUCCCCGCCAUGUCUUUGUCAAAGGCACCCGUUGAUCUCGAAACGACAUGGGCAAAGAUCAAGAACGGCCUCAAUCAGAUCUUUGAGCGGCUAGAGAUCUCCUCGGUCGAGUACAUGACCAUCUAUACUCAGAUCUACAACUACUGCACUUCCCAUCGCAACAACUUUGAUGUCGAUGGUCUUUCGAGCCGAGGCGCCAACCUCAUGGGUGCCGACCUGUACAUGUAUCUCCGAGAUGACCUCAAGAGCCGCAUGGAUGUCCUUCUGAAGGAAGCUGAACAAUACAGCGGCGAGGAGCUCCUGGUGUUCUACAACAAACGAUGGAAGGACUACACGAUGGGAGCCACGACCGUCCACCACAUUUUCCGAUACCUGAACCGCAACUGGGUCAAGCGGGAAAUGGAGGAGGGCCAGAAGGCCGUUUACGAAGUGUACACUCUAUCUCUCGUCUCUUGGCUUGAGCAUCUGUUCAAUCACAUCAACACCAAGCUCACCGAUGCCCUGCUCAAGCUCAUUGAGAAACAGAGAAACGGAGAGACGGUGGAUACCAUGCUGAUCAAGGGUGUCAUUGACAGUUUUGUCUCCCUGGGCUUGGACCACCGCGACUCGUCAAAGUCCACCUUGGAUAUCUACAAGGCCCGUUUCCAGGACCAGUUCAUUGCCGCCACCGAGGCAUAUUACAAGGCCGAAAGCGACCAGUUCAUUGCCCACAACUCGGUCCCAGACUAUAUGAAGAAGGUCGAGACCCGACUGACUGAAGAAGAGGAGCGUGUGCAAAUGUACCUCCACAUCUCGACCCACCGCCCGCUGAUCUCGACCUGCGAGACGGUCUUGAUCAAGAACCAUACGUCCGCAAUGCAGGAUGAGUUCCAGGAGCUGCUGGACCAGGACAAGGUCGAGGAUCUCACGCGCAUGUUCAACCUCGUCAGCCGCGUGCCCGAGGGACUUGAUAAGCUUCGCCCCGUCUUUGAGGUCCAUGUUCGGAAGCAGGGCAUCAACGCCAUCGAGAAGGUUGCUGAGGCAGCCGCCAACGCCGCUGCCGAGCCCGAGAAGGAGGACGGAGAGGAUGACGAGGAGAAACCUGCCAAGAAGCCUGUUGCCAAGAAGGUGGUCGGCAGCGGAGACAAGUUCGAGAACGUGGACCCCAAGGUCUACGUCGAAGCCCUGCUUUCCGUCCACAAAAAGUACAACGAUCUCUCCAGCGAGGCCUUCCGCAACGAAGCGGGAUUCGUGGCCUCGCUCGAUAAGGCCUGCCGCGAGUUUGUCAACCGCAACAAGGUCUGCGCCGCCAGCUCAAGCAAGUCGCCGGAGCUGCUGGCUCGAUUCUGCGACUCGCUGCUUCGCAAGAGCAGUCGUGUGGCCGAAGAGGGUGAAGUCGAAGAGAUUCUCAAUAGCAUCAUGAUUGUGUUCAAGUACGUCGAGGACAAGGAUGUGUUCCAAAAGUUCUAUUCCAAGAUGCUGGCCAAGCGUCUCGUCAACCAGACGUCGGCCAGUGACGACGCCGAAACCUCGAUGAUCAGCAAGCUCAAGGAAGCGUGUGGCUUUGAGUACACCAGCAAGCUGCAGAGAAUGUUCCAGGAUAUCGGUGUGAGCAAGACGCUUGAGAAUUCGUUCAGGGAACACAUGGAUACUAACCGCGGUUCCGAGGACCUCCUGGACUUUGGCAUUCUGGUCCUAGGCACGGCCAGCUGGCCGUUGCAGCCGCCUGCCACGCAGUUCAAUAUCCCGGACGACCUCCUCAAAACAUACGAACGCUUCCAGCUGUUCUACCAGAACAAGUAUUCCGGCCGUAAGCUGAACUGGCUCUUCCAGCUCAGCAAGGGCGAGGUCAAGACCAACUACCUCAAGGGCAGCAAGACAGGCUACACCUUCCAAGUGUCGACAUACCAGAUGGGCGUCCUGCUGCUAUACAACAAGGCGACCAGCUACGGCUACGAGGAGAUCCUGGGUAGCACGGGUCUCUCGGCCGAAGCGCUUCUGGGACAGUUGGGUAUCCUGGUGAAGGCCAAGGUGCUCACGAUGACCGGCGAGGGAACCAAGGUCGGUGAUGCCAACACCCGGUACGAGCUGAACAUGGACUUUAAGAGCAAAAAGAUCAAGGUCAACCUCAAUGUCGCUGUCAAGUCGGAGCAGAAGACAGAGUCGGAAGAAACCCACAAGACGGUUGAAGAAGACCGCAAACUCCUUAUCCAGGCUGCGAUCGUCCGCAUCAUGAAGACCCGCAAGGUAUUGAAGCACGUUGCGCUGAUGCAGGAGGUGCUGACCCAGCUCCAGACCCGCUUCAAGCCCAAGGUGACAGACAUCAAGAAGUGUAUCGACAUGCUGCUGGAGAAGGAGUAUAUUGAGCGCGCAGAGGGCCAAAAAGACAUGUACAGCUAUGUGGCAUAAGUGCGCCUGCGGGCACUGGCCGCUCGAGACAAGUCCGGCCCUGCGAGAGCCACGGCCGCCCACCAGCACCGACGAGAUGUGCAGCAGGACGCGAUGAGCUUUGGUCGCCAGCCCGUGAGAUUUUGGAGGGCGAUGGUGGGUGCGCUGCGAUGCACUGUCGUUGUGCUGGAUGUGCGGAGCUGAAACAGCCCAGCGCGAGAAGCAAACACGCAUUUCAUGCAACAGA
Messenger RNA from Polychytrium aggregatum, 2745 nucleotides. Its product is annotated as Cullin. The transcript has 12 exons. Gene Ontology annotation, molecular function: ubiquitin protein ligase binding. NCBI's taxonomy places the organism in Eukaryota, Fungi, Chytridiomycota, Chytridiomycetes, Polychytriales. The record is from RefSeq and is a predicted model, not a curated record. Gene Ontology annotation, biological process: protein ubiquitination; SCF-dependent proteasomal ubiquitin-dependent protein catabolic process. Gene Ontology annotation, cellular component: SCF ubiquitin ligase complex. Bases 141 to 2519 code for a protein of 792 amino acids.